AUCCUUUGUAAACCAACUCCAUUAGAAUCAAAUCAUCUUCAAGAUAAAGAACUUCUAGCUGGUCAAGAUUGUUUGCAUCCAGUCUCAGAUACUGUAUUUUUCAUAUUUACAAAAGGUAUAUUUGAUUAUGAACAGAUUCAAUAUGCUUCAUUAUUAAUUGAUUGUUAUGAUUUAGCUGAUAUAGUUCUAUUCAAUAAAGUAAAUUUCACUUUACAACACUUUCAGCAGAAGGAUCUAUUGAAUCAUCUAUAUCAAUUUCGUAUCACUGUAGCUAUCUCUGAUCAAAAUGAUAAUAUACCUAUAAUUAAACAAUCCAAAUAUUAUAUUAAAAUACCAGAACAUUUAUCAGUGGGUUCAUAUAUUACUGAAAUGAAAGCCUAUGACUUAGAUAAAGGUGAAUAUGGACAAUUAACUUAUCAAUUAAAAUCAAUUACAUUCAAUUAUAUCGAUGAUCAUGAUCAUGAGGAUGAAGAUCCAGAUCAUUCAAACUAUUCAAGACAUCCAAAAGAAUAUGAACAACCAUUUGAAAUUGAUCCAUUCAAUGGUAUCAUUACAGUAUUACAUAAUCAUUUAUUAGAUCGUGAACAAAUUGAAUAUUUUUAUUUAAAUAUAUUAGCUAUAGAUAAAAGAAAUUUAACGACUCAUACACAAUUAAUUAUACAAUUAAUCGAUAUUAAUGAUCAUUUACCAAUAUUAUAUAAUAAUAAUAAUAAUAAUAUCAAUAUUGAUUUUCUUGAAAAUCAAAAAAUCAAUACUUUUAUUGAUUUUAUACAUUUAAUUGAUUUAGAUAAAGAUUCAAAACAUUCAAUGAUACAUUUAUUAUUAGAUAAUAAUCCAUCAAUCAAUAAUCCAUAA
Molecule: messenger RNA, 855 nt
Organism: Schistosoma margrebowiei
Lineage: Eukaryota; Metazoa; Platyhelminthes; Trematoda; Strigeidida; Schistosomatidae
Source: the annotation of a GenBank genome assembly